ACAAUUCUGAAACUACGUCGUGUGUCCCCGAAUACAGGGGUUUUGCUCGCACAUUGCUGCUCCCUCCGAUUACGGCUCCCUCUACUGACCUGAACGCCCACGAGCAGCACCAGCAGCACUCGUAACUAUUCGGUUUUGUUUGUUGUAGAAAUGGCUGGGAUUUUGAAGCCACAAAGUGGGUUUGUAAUUACUCCCCACAAAGUAUCGAUCUGCAUACUUCUGCAGGUCUAUGCUCCUUCUGGUCAAUAUUCUGUGCCAUUCCCUUUUGCCUCGGUUUCUCAGCAUAAUCGUCUUGGAUUGUUCUUGAUUGCACUUACAAAGUCAUGUGAUGAUAUUUUGGAGCCAACAUUGGAUGAAUUCCUGAAGCUACUGAAGGAAUUUGGUGGAUUAUUAGAUAAUUGGUUAAGUGAUCAUGUAACCGGUAGGUUAUCAUCAUUAUCAUCACCAGAUGACCUCUUUACCUUUUUCAGUGAGUUACGAGUUGCAUGUCCUAUACACUUUAUGGAAUUUAAUGUAACUGUGUCAGGCAUCCUUGCGGGUCCUGAAACAAGCAUUGUUGACGACGACCAAAUAAAUUUGGAUCCAAAUAGCAACCUUGGAAUGUAUCUUCGUCGUUGCUUGCUUGCCUUCAAUAUUCUGUCAUUUGAGGGCAUGUGCCAUCUUUUGACAAAUAUAAAGACAUAUUGUAAAGAAGCCUUCUCAUGUCCUCCAUAUGAAAUGUCUCAUUUGGAUGAUCCUACUAAUGAUCUAGAGGCACCAGUAGAAUAUGAAAACAUGGAUUUGGAGAACUUUGUACUUCAAAACUUUACAGAAGAACUUGAAUCAAGAAAAAGGUCCACUGAAAGGGUCCCUUUUCAUAAUCAUUCAUCAAAAGCACUGUCUAGUUUAAUCGAAGAUAUUAUGGUUUCACCAGGCCAAAAAGGCAAACACAAUCACAGGAGUGCAGAAAGUAGCCAAUAUAUGAGCUCCCCCACCUCUGCAUUACCAAAUGCUGAACCUUCUGAUGUGAUUCUUCAACGGACAAACUGGCAGAUACAAGGAUACUUGUCAGAGCAAGCAGACAUGAUUGAAAAGCUUGGAAGCUCCUUUCCUAUGAGUGCAUUUGAAUCUGUUUUAAAGCUUCUUCAGAAAGUGGCCCCAGAGUUGCAUCGUGUUCACUUUUUGCGUUAUCUGAAUAGCCUUUAUCACGAUGAUUACCCAGCUGCCUUGGAGAAUCUUCAUCGUUAUUUUGAUUAUAGUGCAGGGAUGGAGGGAUCUGAUUUUGUUCCCACAUCAUUUGGCUGCACCAGCUUCGGAAGAUAUGAAAUUGCAUUACUAUCUUUGGGAAUGGCACAUUUUCAUUUUGGUCACCCUAAGUUAGCUCUGGAGGUUUUAACUGAAGCAGUCCGUGUCUGUCAGCAGCACAGUGAUGAUACUUGUCUUGCCUACACAUUAACAGCCAUUUGUAACCUGUUAUCUGAAGUUGGUAUCUCGAACAUGACUGGAAUUAUGGGAACAUCAGAUUCGCAGAUGACCAGUAUCGGCACAUCAUUGUCUGUUCAGCAACAGUUGUUUGUGCUUCUUAGAAGAUCUCUAAAAAGAGCAGAUUCUUUAAAAUUAAAGCGGUUGGUAGCUUCCAAUCAUUUAGCAAUGGCUAAGUUUGAUUUAACGCAUGUUCAGAGACCUUUGCUAUCCUUUGGGCCCAAAGCUUCCAUUCAGCUCAGAACUUGUCCAACUAAUGUUUGCAAGAAACUUAGAUUAAGUUCUCAAUUGAUCCACCAAUUUGACAAUGAAAGCUCGGUAAUGACAAUUGAUGGUGCUUUGAGUACUUCAUGGCUAAAGAAUCAGAGGAAACCGACAACUUCAUUGGUUUUUCCUCCAGAAAGUGGAUCUGAGAGCAAUUGUGACACGUUUUAUUCAUGGUUACAAUCAAGUUCUGUUCCUGGAUCUGUACUGCAACUCGUAGGUUCUUCCUACCUAGUUCGUGUGACAUCUUGGGAGCUAUAUGGAAGUGCUUCUCUUGCUCGAUCAAAUUCUCUGCUUUUUGCGACCUGCUUUGCUGACUCUUCAAGUUCAGCCGACCUUGCAUUGGCAUAUGGGAAGCUCAUCCAACAUUUGGCUGUGUACAAAGGGUACAAAGAAGCCUUUGUAGCCCUUAAGAUAGCAGAAGCAAAGUUUUUGUCCAUUUCAAAGUCUGGUAUCUUGCCAGUUAAGCUGCAGCUGCUUCAUGAGCGGGCUUUACAUAGGGGACAUUUGAAACUAGCUCAACAAAUAUGUGAUGAACUUGGAGUAUUGGCUUCUUCUGUAGCUGGUGUAGACAUGGAGCUCAAGACUGAAGCAAGUCUUCGUUGUGCUCGGACAUUGCUUGCCGCUAAUCAGUUUAGUCAGGCAGUCGCAAUGCUGAAACUUGUUUGUUGUCCAGAUUUUAAAGCUUCUAAAUUUCUGAGGUGAUGUGAGACGAUGAAGUACACUUGGAGUGAAGGUGUAUUGACUCAAUCUUGAUGGUCUUUGGAGUUCCAUAUUUCUUCAACAACAGUUGGUCUAAAUUCGAGGGAAAUCUUUGGUAUCAUGUAAUCUUCUAAGCAACCUUUUUCAAGUAUCCUGAGCGCGAAAAUGUUGAUCAUGGAUUGUAUCCGGUGAUAAAGUGUUGAUAUUUAAGCAUCGUGGCGAUUGAUAUGCUCCAUGUAGUCUAAAGGUUGCUUUUGUUGCAUAGGCUAGUAAAUUUGUGUUGUUACUUGUUGGGUUUAUUUUUGUGCCUUAAGCAUGGUUGCUAAAAUUGGUUUAGGAGUACACCUCGAGGCGAGGCGGUCAAAAAACGUUCUUGAGUUUUGUGCCGGCUUGAGCUGCAUAUGAAUUAAGUUCAGCUCUUCAUUUGACACAGGAGUCCAGGGAUUCAUUAUCGAGUCUAAUGAAGGUGUGUCAAACAAAGGUGUUAGGUGCUCUUUGUGACCCUCCAUCUAUAGAACCAGUAUGGGUGCACUUUUAAGAUCAAAUUGCCAACAUUUUCGGACCUUACUUGGGUUUUAGAUUAGUCUUAUUUGUGACAAGUUGAGAAUAUAGUUAUUCUCCAACUUGAGGAGUGUUAGAACAUUAACUCUGGUUUCCUUUUCUUUUUUUGUUGUAUUUAGUUUAGGUAGGGUUUCAUCUAUGUUGGUUCUUGGACCACCAUUGUAGCAACAGUUUUUCUGUGGAUGAAAGAAAUGCUUUCCAUAAAACCUUGUUUCUUCUCACUGGGCUAGCUUAAUAACAAUCAUUCUUUUGCUCCUAUUGCUCAGGUGGCAGAUCCAGUCAUUGUAUUUGUCUAAAAAUAUGCACUAGUUACUUGUACGAGCUAUUUGUUUUC
This is a messenger RNA of Cynara cardunculus var. scolymus (artichoke), 3322 nucleotides long. Its product is annotated as anaphase-promoting complex subunit 5. NCBI's taxonomy places the organism in Eukaryota, Viridiplantae, Streptophyta, Magnoliopsida, Asterales, Asteraceae. Gene Ontology annotation, biological process: protein K11-linked ubiquitination; positive regulation of mitotic metaphase/anaphase transition; anaphase-promoting complex-dependent catabolic process. The record is from RefSeq and is a predicted model, not a curated record. The transcript is spliced from 18 exons. The coding region runs from base 151 to 2430 and encodes 759 amino acids. Gene Ontology annotation, cellular component: anaphase-promoting complex.